AUGCUCAAAGAGGCUUCCGGACCCCUGAACUUCACCACCUUCUUGACGCUGUUCGGCGAGCGCCUCACCAGCACUGACCCCGAGGCCACCAUCAUCGGACCUUCGAG
Messenger RNA from Mesorhabditis spiculigera, 107 nucleotides. NCBI's taxonomy places the organism in Eukaryota, Metazoa, Nematoda, Chromadorea, Rhabditida, Rhabditidae. The record is from the annotation of a GenBank genome assembly.